CACCAACGUCACGUGACGACAUUUUCGCGCCAAAAAAAGCGCGGGAAAGCGGCGGCCUGGUCGGCGAGUUCAGAGAUCGGUUUACUUUUUGUGGCGCGGAGCAUCCAUUCGCUCGCUAAACUAAACAAGCCAAGCGCUGUUCAUUGCAAAGAGAUGGCGCCUAAAGACUACGCUGCUGAGAAAGAUAACUGCAAAAAGUUCCUGCAAGAGUUUUACAAGGAUGAUGGUCUGGGCAAGAAGCAAUUCAAGUAUGGUGAGCAGCUGGUGCAUCUGGCUCAGCGCGAGCAGGUGUCUCUCUGCAUCGACCUGGAUGACCUUGCGGAGUUGGAGCCUGAGCUGGCUGAGCGCGUCGUGGAAAACGCGCGCCGCUACGCCGCGCUCUUCGCGGACGCUGUGAGCGAGCUGCUGCCCGAGUACCGCCAGGGAGAGCCAGUGCAGAAGGACGCGCUGGACGUUUACAUCGAGCACCGGCUCAUGCUGCAGAACCGGCAUGGGGACGCGGAUGCACACGACCCCAAGAACCAGUACCCACCGGAGCUCAUGCGGCGCUUUGAGCUGUACUUCAAGGCGCCUGGCACGUUGAAGCCGCUGAGCGUGCGCGAUGUGAAGGCCAACAGCAUCGGAAGGCUCGUGACGGUGCGCGGCGUGGUGACACGCGCCACCGAGGUCAAGCCCAUGAUGGUGGUGGCCACCUACACCUGCGACCAGUGUGGCGCCGAGACCUACCAACCGAUCGCGUCCACCUCCUUCAUGCCGCUGGCGCUGUGCCCAAGCCGCGACUGCCAGACCAACAAGUCCGGCGGACGACUCUACCUGCAGAGCCGCGGCUCCAAGUUCGUCAAGUUCCAGGAGCUCAAGAUACAGGAGCACAGCGACCAGGUUCCCGUGGGCUGCAUCCCGCGUGCCAUGACGGUGUGCGUGCGCGGAGAGAACACGCGUCUUGCUCAGCCCGGUGACCACAUCUCCAUUACCGGCAUCUUCCUCCCCGUACUCAAGCAGGGCUUCCGUGCCAUGCAGCAGGGGCUGCUGUCAGAGACGUUCCUGGAGGCGCACCGCGUCGUCAAGAUGAACAAGACCGAGGACAACGAGCUCGACGUGGAGGAGCUGUCGGAGAGCGAGCUGAGGCAGAUCACGGAGGAAGAUUUCUACGAGAAGUUGGCGGCAUCUAUCGCGCCCGAGAUCUACGGGCACGAGGACGUGAAGAAAGCGCUACUGCUGCUCCUCGUGGGUGGCGUCGACCGCUCCCCGCGCGGCAUGAAAAUCCGAGGGAAUAUCAACAUCUGCCUGAUGGGAGAUCCCGGUGUGGCCAAGUCGCAGCUGCUCUGUUACAUCGAUCGGCUCGCCCCCAGAAGCCAGUACACGACGGGGCGUGGCUCGUCGGGCGUGGGGCUGACGGCGGCCGUGCUGCAGGACCCACUCACGGGGGAGAUGACGCUGGAGGGCGGCGCUCUGGUCCUCGCCGACCACGGGGUCUGCUGCAUCGACGAGUUCGACAAGAUGGCCGACAGCGACCGCACCUCCAUCCACGAGGUCAUGGAGCAGCAGACCAUCUCCAUCGCCAAGGCUGGCAUCAUGACGAGCCUUAACGCGCGCUGCUCUAUCCUGGCGGCCGCUAACCCCGCGUACGGCCGCUACAACCCCAAGAAGUCGGUGGAGCAGAAUGUGCAGCUGCCCGCGGCGCUGCUCUCUCGCUUUGACCUCCUGUGGCUCAUCCAGGACAAGCCCGAUCGUGACAACGACAUCCGGUUGGCGCAGCACAUCACCUACGUGCACCAGCACUGCCACCAGCCGCCCUCCCAGCACACGCCACUCGACAUGAAGCUCAUGCGGCGCUACAUCGCCUUGUGCCAGCGGCGGCAGCCGGCCGUGCCCGACACGCUGGCGGACUACAUCACAGCGGCGUACGUGGAGAUGCGCAAAGAGGCGCGCGUGAGCAAGGACACGACGUUCACGUCCGCGCGCACGCUGCUCGCCAUCCUGCGACUGUCCACCGCGCUGGCUCGGCUGCGUCUGGUGGACGUGGUGGAGAAGGAGGAUGUGAACGAAGCCAUGCGACUCAUGGAGAUGAGCAAGGACUCGCUCAUCACCGACCGCGGGCAGCCGACCAGGACCCAGCGCCCAUCGGACGUCAUCUUCAGCCUCAUCCGAGAGCUGGCGCCGCCCGACGGCACGAACCGUCGCGUGCGCUACGCCGAGGCGCUGUCGCGAUGCGUGUCGCGGGGGUUCACGCCGGCGCAGGUUCACACUGCGCUCGACGAGUACGAGGAGCUGAACGUGUGGCACGUGAACCAAGCGCGCACCGCCAUCACCUUCGUGUGAACCCGCCCGUCCGCCUCAACAUUGACACACGUACACACACAACACAUACACUCUUAUGAUCGCAUAUAAAUAUGCGUGUAGUUGCCCGUGACCAAAAAAAAAUUGUGUAUUCACAUUGCCAAUCGCACAAUGUCUGUUUUAGCGUAUUUACAAAAAACUUAGAUUACACGUGAUCAGAGCAUUAAAACCUUGUUGCCACGAUGUAGUCUACCAUAACAAAUGGAAAAAAUAGGUAAUUUGUCAACUAUAAAUUAUGGAGGAGGUACAUCUUUAAUGCCCCUAUUAAAUACCACUUGCCAUUAAUAUCAACAUUCAGGAAUCGCAACCAGGUUUUCAAGAUCGUAGUGCAGUGCUUAAACCACUGCAACACCAAUCCCAAACACUCUUUUAACAAUUAUGUAAACAAAAGUUUGAUUCCAGGUCCCCAACUUUAUUCAUGAUAGUUUUGAAAUUGAUUAUGCUUAAGGAACUGGUUAUCAGUCUGGUGCAAUCUUCCGAGCAAAAAGAACGAUUAUACGGUGCCAAAGAAGUAUGUUGAACUUCUUUGGCACCGUAUGUAGCCAACCAUGCUAAUCGGAGGUGCGGGGGAUGGGGAACAACAAACUAAACACACAAUCACUUCAAAAUAAAUGGGUUUUCAAUCUAGAUUCAAAAGUGCAUAGCUCCAGUGACUUCCUAAUAUCAGUCGGCUACGUACGAUGCGAAAGAAGUUCAACAUACAUACAAGUACUGACUAAAAUCCUAAUCUGUAGUGUUAUUAACCCUGCCUUGCUCCAUGAUGGAACAUGCUUUGUAAGGUAAUGUGUGUAGGCUAAAAUGUGUACUUAACUUGUCAAUGUUGUACACGUUUACUUUUCACUAUAGGUUAGUUUUUCUACCCCAGUAUGUGUGAAUAAAAAUUGUUUGUGAUUCGCAUC
Molecule: messenger RNA, 3236 nt
Organism: Petromyzon marinus (sea lamprey)
Lineage: Eukaryota; Metazoa; Chordata; Hyperoartia; Petromyzontiformes; Petromyzontidae
Gene: MCM7
Product: minichromosome maintenance complex component 7
Biological process (GO): double-strand break repair via break-induced replication; DNA replication initiation; DNA replication
Cellular component (GO): MCM complex; nucleus
Molecular function (GO): single-stranded DNA helicase activity; ATP hydrolysis activity; single-stranded DNA binding
Source: RefSeq, a predicted model, not a curated record